Molecule: messenger RNA, 2407 nt
Organism: Capra hircus (goat)
Lineage: Eukaryota; Metazoa; Chordata; Mammalia; Artiodactyla; Bovidae
Gene: SMIM19
Product: small integral membrane protein 19
Exons: 4
Coding region: 261-584 (107 amino acids)
Source: RefSeq, a predicted model, not a curated record
CUGCCCGCGCCCGGCCGGAGCGAGCCGCCGGCUCCGCGCCCCAGAGCCCCGGGACGGGGCUUCCCCGUCCGCCCCCCGCUCUGCUUUCCGGGAAGAGCGCGCCUCGAACGUCUGGGUCGGGCCGGGAGCGCGCAAGUGCGUGACUCCCCCGCCGGGGGGUGGCUCCGGGCGAGUUGUGUAACCCUCACCCUCACCGCCGCCGUCACCCCCGGGGCUCCGGCCAAGUGGGAGCUCGAGUGCACCCAGCACGCGGGUGGCCCAUGCCUGGGGGCUACGGAGUGAUGGGGGACGAUGGGGCCAUGGACUACAGCGUCCACGAGGCCUGGAAUGAAGCCACCAACGUGUACCUGGUGGUGAUCCUCGUCAGCUUCGGGCUCUUCAUGUAUGCCAAGAGGAAUAAAAGGAAAAUUAUGAGGAUAUUCAGUUUGCCACCUCCAGCAGAAACUCUGUCAGAGCCCAACUUCUAUGACACAAUAAGCAAGAUUCGUUUAAGACAGCAACUAGAAAUGUACUCCAUUUCCAGGAAGUAUGACUAUCAGCAGCCACAGAACCAAGCUGACAGUGUGCAGCUCUCGCUGGAAUAAAAUCUCAGAAAAUCAGCGGCAUAAAUGCUUGUUGUUCAAGAGUGCAGUCUCCUCCUGCUACUAAAUCAUGACCAGCGUUUUUGGGUCUUUUUAAAGUUCUGUCUCCAUAAAAUCAUUUUGUUCGUGACUUUCCCCCCAGUUUUCUGGUGUGUUUGGUUUCGCUUUUUAAAAUUUCAUCUCCAGAUCAUUUGUUCCACAAAUUGAAAAUGCCUCCAAAGGCCUGAACACAAGAGGGUUUGGGAAGGUAUGCAGCUACCAGAGGUGGCAGUCUUACCUUGUGAAGACCUUCACUCCUUCAGGAUGCGGUCGGGAGCAAAAGCGCAAGAGUCUGGAGCCUAGGCCACUUUUGGACUUUUUCGCAAAAUUAAAAAAUAAAAAUCAAAUCAUUGAAAGAAUUUCCUCUUCGAUUGUGUCGUGGGAUAAAUGUCGUAAUGGAUAAGGGACUAACUAACCUGUGUUCUUGUGGCUGUUGUUACCUCCGAUUGAAUUAGCCAUCUUUGUUUCUUCAGGAGUCACACAGGAAACUGUCUUUUCUGCACGGGGAAAUCCUGAUGCACACCCCCUUGCUAGUUGUGGAAGUUUCCUGGGACUGGAGUUCGUUCCCCUUCAUUGUGUUCCCACGAGGUGUGUCCUUCCACCAGAAGAGUCUUCUUCCAGCCAUGCCAGGGCCGUGCUGCUGAAUACUUGGGCACCUCUGACAGGUGCUAGCUACUUGCUUUGGGAUCUUAUGACUGUAAAUGUUUAACUGUCUAGCUUCUUGAGCUUUUUUUUUUUUUUUUUUAACCAUAAUAAGCUUCCCUGUAGACUCAUACCUUGUACCAUUUUUCUGCUGAAGAGUUCAUGCUGAAAACACUGAAAUGUUUUUGCCCAGUUUUUCAUAUUUAUUUAAAGAAAAACUGGUUGGAGGUAAUAGCAGUUACAUUUAACUGUCCGUAUAACUGUUCAAGAAUUUGUUUUCAGGACUUCCCUGGUGGUGCCGUGGCUAAGACUUCAUGUUGCCAAUGCAGGGAGCCUGGGGUUCAAUCCCCCGUCAGGCCACUGGAUCCCACGUGCCACAGCUAAAGCUCUUGAAUGCUGCAGCUAAGACCCAGAGCAGCCAAAUAAAUAUUAAAAAAGAGAAUUUGUUUUUGAAUCAAAUGCAGUUUUAAAAGUUAGAGUUAAUAUUUUAAAUGUUAUUGCCUUUUCCUUUACAAUUAUGAAGUAAAGAAUAUAAAUUUUAUUGGGUUUUUUAAGAUUUUUUUUUUUUUGAGAUGGAUCAUUUUAAAAGCCUUCAUUGGAUUUGUUAUAAUACUAUUUCUGUUUUUUGUGUUUUGGCUUUUUGGCCAAGAGACAUGUGAGAUCUUAGCUCCCUAAACAGGGAUCAGACCUGCCCCCCUUGGAUUGGAAGGCAAAGUCUUAACCACUGAACCAACAGGGAAGUCCCAAGAAUAUAAAUUUUAAAUGAAAAAGUUUAGGCCAAAUGAAAUAAUUUCAAGAAAAUUGCACUUACUUUAAAAUUUAUGUCAUUCAAAAAUGUGUAUAUUUUACAUGGUGGAUUGUUGAGCAAAUGGAAUAAUUCUUUCUUAACCCACAGAUGAGUUUGAAUUCCCCACCUGUACCCAGAAUGAAUACGUAGAGUGAAGGAUUGUAAACUGGUAAUUAUAGCCUGGGGCGAGCAGAGCCACGAGGGAGCAGUCUCUUAAACUUUGCUCUUAUGUAAUCGGGUGGGAGUGGUUCAUAUGCUGUCACUGAUGGAGGCACAAACCUGGACAAAUUAUGAAAACUGGCUAUGUCAGCUGAUUCGGACAAACUGUGUACCUAAAUAAAGGAAAAUCACGACACAA